Messenger RNA from Neoarius graeffei (lesser salmon catfish), 2710 nucleotides. It is a transcript of the gene ric8a, whose product is annotated as RIC8 guanine nucleotide exchange factor A. NCBI's taxonomy places the organism in Eukaryota, Metazoa, Chordata, Actinopteri, Siluriformes, Ariidae. Gene Ontology annotation, cellular component: cytoplasm; plasma membrane. The transcript is spliced from 10 exons. The record is from RefSeq and is a predicted model, not a curated record. The coding region runs from base 176 to 1837 and encodes 553 amino acids. Gene Ontology annotation, molecular function: G-protein alpha-subunit binding; guanyl-nucleotide exchange factor activity. Gene Ontology annotation, biological process: G protein-coupled receptor signaling pathway.
GGGAGGGAGGGCAGCACUACAAUUCCCAGAAUUCCAUGCGGCGAGUUUUCCCCCCCCGUCGCUAAUCGCGUCGUGUUGAGGCUGAGGAUGGCUGUGUGAGUCAGAGGAUUAAUCAGGAGCUUUAGUGCCCGUGUCGGAGCUGCGUGAGUUCUGGUUCUUCAUCCCGGAAGCGGAGAUGAAAAUGGAUUUAACCGCCAUGAUCGAGGCGCUGGAGACGCGCGAGCAGGAAGCGGCGGUGCGCGCGCUGCACAUCUACAAUAAAGAGAAGAAUCAGUGUUUCACCUUUCCCUCAGAGGAGCAGGAGGAUCGGGAGCGUCUGGGAGAGCUUCUCCUGUCCUUUCUGGACCGUGACGUCCAGCCAUCCUGUAAGCUGGCAUGUUUGGAGACGAUCCGCAUCCUGUCGCGUGAUAAAAGCAGCCUGGCUCCGUUCUCCAGCCGCCGUGCCAUGCACACACUUGCGCGUCACGCUGCGUUAGCACCUGGAGAGGGACUCGGGCCACAAGUCGCCGACCUGGAUGUGAUCGUGGAGGCGCUGAAGUGUCUCUGCAAUGUCAUACUGAACAGCGUCGAGGCACAGGAAGCCGCUGCCCAUUUGGGUCUCAUGGUGGGCGUGGCCGAGCGUCUGAAACAGUGCCGUGAGUCUCAGUGGAGCUCGGAUGUGCGCUUCUUUGACCUGCGGCUGGCAUUCCUGCUCACGGCGCUGCGUGUGGAUGUCAGGGCUCAGUUGGCCCGGGAGCUCAGGGGCGCUCGGAUUCUGGCUGACGCCCUCGAUGCCACGCUCGGCCUGCAGUGGACCGAUGCCUACGAGGUUUCCCGCUCUGAAGCGGAGGGACCAAGCGACCUCCCACCGCUCGGGAGGAGCGAGACGGAGCGAGCCAUGGAGAUCCUGAAGAUCCUCUUCAACAUCACGUACGAUACAGGACGCCGCAAAGUGGAUGAGGAGGAGGCAGCGACGUACAGACACCUGGGAGCCAUCCUGAGACACUGUUUAAUGAGUACAGCAGAGGGAGAGGAACGCACCGACGAGUUCCACAGUCACACAGUGAACCUGUUAGGGAAUCUCCCCCUGCUGUGUUUGGACGUGUUGUUGAUGCCCAAAGUGCAGCUCGGCUCCAUUGAGUACAUGGGCGUGAACAUGGACGCAGUGAACAAACUGCUGGAGUUCAUGGAGAAAAGACUGGACAGAGGGAAUAAACUGAAGGAGACGUUGUUGCCGUGUCUCAACCUGCUGACAGAAAGCGCUCGUGUCCACCGGGAGACGCGCAAAUUCCUACGAAUGAAGGUUCUCCCCCCGCUGCGUGAUGUGAAGAAUAAGCCCGAAGUGGGAAACGCUCUGAGGAAUAAACUGGUGCGUCUGAUGACUCACAUUGACACAGAUGUGAAGACCUGCGCUGCUGAGUUCCUCUUUGUGUUGUGUAAAGAGAGCGUGUCCCGCUUCAUUAAGUACACAGGUUACGGGAACGCUGCAGGCCUGCUGGCAGCUCGAGGUCUGAUGCGGGGCGGCUGGGAGCCGGGACAUUACUCUGAGGAUGAGGACAGUGACACGGAGGAGUACAGGGAGGCCAAGCCCCACAUUAAUCCUGUGACGGGUCGAGUGGAAGAAGAGCAGCCGAACCCGAUGGAGGGAAUGACGGAAGAGCAGAAGGAGGAUGAGGCCAUGAAGCUCAUCAGCAUGUUCGACAAGCUCUCCAGGGAUCAUGUGAUUCAGCCCAUGAAGCUCGGCCCGGACGGAAAAAUGACCAGACUGGAGCCACACGAGCUGCACUGCCUCACACAGCAGCCGUUUACUGAGCACCAGAGGAACGACGAGGACGAGGAGGAAGAGAACUCUGACUGAACAGACUCGGAGAGACUGGGGUGGGAGGGGAAGGAAACGGACUCGGCGAGGUUUUAAAGAAGAACUAAGCUCGAGAUCCUCAUGAGGACCUUGACAUUAACACUGCUCUGCUAAUUAAUGCUGAGCUCCACCUAAAUCUAACACUCACCUUUCAGCUCAUUUCAUACGCGUAGUUUUUUGUAACAGCAAAGUUUUCCUCUUGAUCAGUCAGACGUCCCCACAGCGUCAAAACUCAGUGAGGGAACAUUUGGUCCUCACCAAAACACACACACACCUCGCUGCUCUGAGACUGAAACUGAGCACGAAAGACCUUCUGUAAUAUAGCGAGAGAGGAAAAGACAUCAAUAUGAAAUAAAUCUCUGUUCAGUUUGUUUCCUUCGUCCUGAUCUCGUAGAGCUUGGACCUGAAAGCAGCAGCAGGAAACUUCAGCACGACUCGUCUGAUUAUUAUCUAAUGUCUGAUCUCAAAGGGUCACUUCUGCUUUCUCUGGAUAAUUCACUCCGUAAAGCUGAAGAUUGGUGUAACAGUGACGUGUGUGUGUUCUUUCUGUGGUUUAUUUUAUGAUGGCUUCUUGUCAACAUGAAUAAAGAAAAGCUGAACAUUUUCUUCUAUUUCUCUGGCGAUGAAUGAGGCGACACUGACAUGGGGCAUGAAGAGUGCAGGACCCCCCACACACACACACACACACACCCGGUUACCUGGUCAGAACAAUCUGAAACGAAGAUCAGUAAUAAAAUAAAGCUUGUUGAAGGUGUGUGCGCCCUUCAGGUUUCGACGUUCAAGUCAGGAUUCUUUUAUUUUACUUCUCAAAGUAGUUUCUGAAAAUAACAAAGCUAUUAAAUAUACUGUGUAGUUGUACUCUUCCACAAUAAA